AGAACCAGAUCCAAACUCUGGCAAUGCUGGGGCUUGAGGUUGAUUUUUCUCUUUUACCUUGCGAAAGUUUCUGAUGGGCGGAGCAUCUAGUAAUCCCUUUAAUUCCCGAGCUGUGUUUCAAUUUCCUUUUGAGCAAGUGCUUUCCUGCACUAAUCACAUUUUUUAGAGGAAGAGAAUUUGACAUAGUGUGAGCACCGUCAGCUAUUAAAUGUACUCCUAAAAGAUCCUCAAAAUGAGAUUUCCAGGGGAGAUCGUUUGGCUUAUAUUGUGGACUGUUUGUGUGGCUAAAGAAAGAUGUUUAAAAUCAGAUAUAACAAUUGAAAAUGGAUUUUUUUCUGAAUAUGAAUUUGCAUAUCCCUUGAAUAAAGAAACACAAUAUCAGUGUAAACCAGGAUAUGUAACACCAGAUGGUAAAACUUCAGGAUCAAUUACAUGUCUGCAAAGUGGAUGGUCACCUCAACCCACAUGUAUUAAAUCUUGUGACGUGCCAGUAUUGGAGAAUGCCAGAAUCAAAAGCCAUGGCACGUGGUUUAAACUCAAUGACAAGUUGGACUAUGAAUGCCAUGACGGAUUUGAAAGCAGAGAUGGGCGCACAGGUUCCAUAGUGUGUGAUAACGAUGGUUGGUCUCCUAAACCAAUAUGUUAUGAAAUAGAAUGCCAGGUUCCCCAAAUAGAAAAAUACUUAGUUCCUGAGCCCAGAAAACACAAAUAUAGAGUUGGAGACCUGUUGAAAUUCUCCUGCAGACAAAGACUUAAAAGAGUUGGACCAGAUUCAGUUCAGUGUUACCAUUUUGGAUGGUCCCCUAGUCUUCCAACAUGUAAAGAGCAAACAAAACGGUGUUCGCCACCUCCUCAACUCCUCAAUGGGGAAGUUAAAGAAACAGACAAAGAAAUCUACGAACACAAUGAUUUGGCAGAAUAUGUUUGCAAUACUAGAUUUCUGAUGAAGGGUUUUAAUAAAAUUCAAUGUGUUGAUGGACAAUGGACAGACUUGCCUAUGUGUAUUGAGGUGGAGAGUACAUGUGGAGAUAUACCUGAACUUCAUUAUGGCUCUGUUGUUGAGUCUUCUGUCCCUCCCUAUCACCAUGGAGAUUCAGUAGAGUUCAAUUGCACAGAAGAAUUUACAAUGAUUGGACACAAGUCAAUUACAUGUAUUAGUGGAAUGUGGACCCCACUUCCUCAGUGUAUCGCAACUGACAAACUUGAGAAGUGUAAAUACAGCUUGACUAGAAAAGAAACAAAUCCAUUAAGUAAGAUUGUAUUUGAUCAUAAUGAGAAAAUAAGUUAUAAAUGCAGAAGAACAAUGAAGCAGAAACAUUCAACAUGCAUAAAUGGACGAUGGGAUCCCGAACUAAACUGCACAGAAGUUCAAACACAGUCAUGCCCCCCUCCACCUCAGAUUCCCAAUGCUCAAAAUAUGGCAACGACGGUGAAUUAUCAGGAUGGAGAAAAAGUAUCUGUUGUCUGUCAAGACAAUUAUAUACUUCAGGAUGCAGAAGAAAUUGUGUGCAAAGAUGGAAGAUGGCAGUCAAUACCACGCUGUGUUGAAAAACUUGCGUGUCCUCAACCACCUCGUAUAGAACAUGGAACCAUUAAAUCAUCUGAAUUUUCAGAAGAAAUAGAAGAAACACUGAAACCUAAGCUUUACCCACAUGGCAGCAAAUUAAAUUACACUUGUGAGGAUGGUUUCAGAAUAUCUGAAAAAGAUGAGAUAACAUGCCAGAUGGGAAAAUGGAGUUCUCUACCCCGGUGUGUAGGGCUUCCUUGUGCACCACCAGAAUAUGUGGUUCUACGUAGUAUUCCACCUCGCAAAUCAGACACUUACCAGUAUGGAGAAGAAAUAGUGUAUGAAUGUGUCGAAGGUUUUUGGAUUAAUGGAUCUGCAUCUAUAAAAUGUUUAGGAGGAAAAUGGUCCCAUCCACCAAAAUGCAUAAAAACAGACUGUUUUGGCUUACCCGAUUUUGGUAAUGCCAUACCCAUAGGCCCAAUGAAGGAAUCAUAUAAGUCAGAAGAAAAAGUGACUUAUAAAUGUCCAAAAUAUUACGAAAUGGAUGGACCCAAUUUUGUACAGUGUAUUAAGAGCCAAUGGAUAGGAAAGCCAACAUGCAAAGGUACUUCAAUAAAAUUUUAGAAUCUAUUUAUCAAAAUGCCUUAAG
Molecule: messenger RNA, 2156 nt
Organism: Leptonychotes weddellii (Weddell seal)
Lineage: Eukaryota; Metazoa; Chordata; Mammalia; Carnivora; Phocidae
Source: RefSeq, a predicted model, not a curated record